This is a messenger RNA of Dunckerocampus dactyliophorus (ringed pipefish), 3363 nucleotides long. RefSeq names its product macrophage stimulating 1 (gene mst1). The transcript has 18 exons. The record is from RefSeq and is a predicted model, not a curated record. Gene Ontology annotation, molecular function: receptor tyrosine kinase binding; serine-type endopeptidase activity. Bases 235 to 2361 code for a protein of 708 amino acids. Lineage: Eukaryota; Metazoa; Chordata; Actinopteri; Syngnathiformes; Syngnathidae. Gene Ontology annotation, biological process: proteolysis; regulation of receptor signaling pathway via JAK-STAT.
CUAUUGAUCGCCUCUGAUUUGGGGUGAAGGCUGCUGUUUGAGUAAGAGCUCCUGUGUUUGAGGUCGUUCUUCAUUUUCAGCAGCUGGAAUCUUUUUCUCGAAAGCUUCUCCCUUUUCUAGACAAACGUCUUCCUUUUCUCCAACAUUCUACCGGCUCUUCCUGUGAUUUAACGUCCUGAAAAAAUAACCCGAGUGAGACAUCUUUUGUUUGUAAGCGAGCUUUCCGUUCCGGCAAUGAAAGUGCUGCUGUGUUGUUUACUGACAGCAGGGCUGGUCACAGGUUACCGCAGUCCCCUGAAUGAUUUCCAGCGCUCAGAGGGCAGAGAGCUGGUUCCUACCUCCUGGAGCUCAUCCCGGGUUCUAAUGAUAUUGGAUCUAAACCUGGAGGAGUGUGCCACUCGCUGCUUGCUCUCACUGGACUGCAGAGCGUUCAACUACGAGACGCGGCCCACGCCCACCUGCAGACAUCUGCCAUGGGUGGGCGACGGCAGCAACGCACAGGUGAAGCGUAACGUGAACUGCGACCUUUACGAGAAGAAGGUGUAUGUGAGGAAGUGCAUUGUGGGUAAAGGCGAGGACUACAGAGGGAAGGUGUUCACCACAAGGAGCGGCCUCACCUGUCAGCAGUGGUGGUCAAAGUUUCCACACGAUCACAGGUGGACUCCCUCGCCGACUAACGGCCUGGAGCUGAACUACUGCAGGAACCCAGACGGCGACCGUAUCGGGCCGUGGUGCUACACCACCGAUCCCGAGCGUCGCUACGAGAGCUGCAGCAUCCCUCAGUGCAAAGAUGAGGUGUGCAUCACAUGUAAUGGCGAGGACUACAGAGGACAAGUGGACCACACUGUCAGCGGCAGAGAGUGCCAGCGUUGGGACCAGCAGUACCCUCACCAACACAUCUACCAGCCUGAAAAGUAUCCUGAUAAGAGUUUAGAUGACAACUACUGCCGUAACCCUGACGCCUCUCCUGUGCCGUGGUGCUACACCACCGACCCCGACGUGGAGCGAGAGAGCUGUGAGAUCAGCAAGUGUACCGAGGUGCGUGUCGAGAAACGUCAGCGCUCCAGCCUUACCACAAACUGUUUCCGCGGCCGAGGGGAGGACUACCGUGGAAAAGUCAACGAGACCACGUCAGGCAUCCCGUGCCAGCGGUGGGACGCGCAGUAUCCUCACGAGCAUCCCUUCUACCCAAACACAUACGAAUGCAAGGGUUUGGAGGAGAACUACUGUCGCAACCCAGAUGGCUCGGAGGCUCCCUGGUGCUUCACAUCUGUGCCCGAGAUGAGGACUGCACUCUGCUUACAGAUCAAACGCUGUGCAGACGACAUCGAAGCAGAGGAUUGCUACCAUGAAAAUGGAAAAAACUACCGGGGCAUGGUGCGCAAGACCCGCAAAGGCAUCACCUGCCAAAAAUGGAACGUGAACAACCCUCACCACACCAAAAUAAACCCCAGGACACACCCCGAGGCCAACCUGACAGAGAACUACUGUCGGAACCCGGACGGGGAUCAACACGGGCCCUGGUGCUACACCACCGACCCCAAAACUGAGUUUGACUACUGCGCCAUCAAGCAGUGCGCUGGAGAGAAAGUAUCCCUGACUGAACCAGUGGAAAAGGUUGAGUUCAGCGAGUGUGGGAAAAGAGACGACCGCUUCCAGAGGACCAGGUUACGCAUCGUCAACGGAAUACCGGGGAACUCACCAUGGACGGUUAGCCUGAGAGACAGGAAAGGAAACCAUUUUUGUGGAGGGGCCCUGGUGAACGCCAGAUGGGUGAUCAGCACCAAGCAGUGUUUCUCCUCCUGCUACGUGGACCUGCCGGGCUACUCGGCCAUGAUGGGAACUCUCUUUCGUGAUCCCCAGGAAGGCGAGCCCGGCGUGCAGACCAUCCCGCUCACCAAGAUCGUGUGCGGGCCGUCCGAGUCUCAGCUGGUCAUGCUACAGCUGGAACACCCCGCCCAGUUUAAUGACCGCAUCUCUCAGAUUUGCCUCCCCCCUGAGCGCUACAUUGUGGCUGAGAGGACCAUUUGUGAGAUAGCGGGAUGGGGCGAGACCAGAGGCACCGGAGACGAGAGCGUCCUCAAUGUGGCCCACAUACCGGUUCUCAGCAACAAGGACUGCAACAAAUACUUCCGAGGGCGCGUCCGAGAGAAUGAGAUGUGCACCAGCUCUUUCCAGGGCGGGGUCGGCGCCUGUGAGAGAGACUACGGCGGCCCGUUGGCGUGCCAGAACCGAGACUGCUGGGUUCUGGAGGGGGUGAUCAUCCCAAUGAGACGCUGCGGACACCCGGGACAACCCAACAUCUUCAUCCGUGUGUCGGUCUACGUGGACUGGAUCAAGAAAGUCAUGGGCUUUGCUUAGGGGAGGGGCUAUCCAGUCUUUUUCCAGGAAGGGCUCUUUGAUACAUUUUGAACAGUGGAGAUGCUGAAAGCAAUGUGAGGCCAGUGAAGGCUAAUAGAUGCUGAACUAUCUGAGCAAAACAUUCACAGCUUAGCUUUGUGUUAUAGAUGACAAACAGUAGUGUAAUAUCUGAUGAUAGCGCUCAUUAAUAAUCAGUUCUUUGUUUUUAAUCACAUUUAUCACAUCAGUAUGUUGUAGAAACUUGCACGUACAUGAUCGUAGUAGUCGGCCCUUGUGUGCACCAAGGUGCAGGAUGUAUCAUAAUAAUACAGCAUGUGCAUGCGUAAGAGAAAUGUAACAAUGAGAUAUAAUUAGGACAUUACUUUAUGCACUAACUAUUCAUUGAAUGGAGCCCCACAGCACCUUCUCUCACCUCCCAGCCCUCCCUUGCCUUGCCAUUUCUAAAGAAAUCCCUCUUGAGUCUGUCUUUUGAUGGCGGCCCCCACCUCUAAAGACACGCCUUUGUGCCUAAUGCCCAACUGUAUGCGCUGCACAUUCUUUCUAGUUCUAUAGGAGGAUUUUUCUAAUGCGCUCCUGAUGAGCCCACGGAAUUCAGCCUAAAUAAACCUCAAGAUCACAGUCCCAAAGAAUCUCAGACACACCAGCCUGCACGAGGCCGCUGGACCCCACUCAUUCCAUCCCCCGCCGCCCCCACUUUACUGUACUUCCUCUCUGACUUGUCAUUGGCUGCUGUAGCGGGACCGAAUAAGAGUGCAAGAAAUGGCAGUUUGUGCAUCAUUCUGUUCACUUUCACUUGGUCAUAUUUAUGCCGGCUGACUUAUUUCAUGUCAUUCCAAAUGACUGUCGCUUCUUCUCAGCAACAGCAGACUUCUGGGAAAACAAAUAUACGUUUUUUUUAAAUAAAGAAAUAUGAAAGUGUUUCCUUGUUUUGAUGUACACGUAAUAGAUGUGGCAAACUGACAAAUGUACCGUGGAAAGAAAAUCUGACACCUGAUUCAUCUU